AUGAUGUUCGAAUAUGAAGAAGACGAAGACCCGAUGGAACUACAAAAACAAGAAGAGAAAGAAGAACAACUAAAGCAUCAUUCGACGGAUCACUCCGGUGAGUCAACAAACGUCUGCUUGUUCUUAUCGAUGUGUGGAGUGUCUGUAUCACAUCGAAGUAUUGCCUAGAAAGGUCAAAGUACGACAGAAUCUGGCGACUAAAUUACAAUGUAGUGUAAUAUCAAUCGAACAGCCAGUUUUCUACCGCCUGAUCUUUGUUGAAAUAUUUUGAACGUUGGCAAGCAGGGAUCACAACAAUAAUAAUUUGUUUUCAGGAAGUCCUCAGGAGAAUCCGUUCCGUUUCUCGUACGAUACUGGGAAACGAGCGACGUCGAUGUUCGUGACGCCGUCGUCCGAAGAUCUCAUCGCGUACGGCACCAAACAUCUGCUCGACUCCCCUACAGCUGUACAGGUAUCGUUUUCAUUUUGUACUUUGCACUGCUUGUCACUGGAACCAAUUGUUAUUACGUCGACUGAGAGUGUACUUUGACUGGAGCAGCACGUGGGGUGUGUGUACGGCGAUAAGAAAGGGGACAAAGAGUAGAGGGCCUACAAUGCAAGUUUGUCUGGGGAGAAUGAUCGGUCAGACAAUUCGCUGAACUAUGAAGCAUGACGGCGUUGGUCUCUGGGUGCAUCUCGCUAAGGAAAUAUGGAAGAUCAAUGUCGUAUGUUGUAGCCACGUGGGGGUGUCUUUCGCAACAGCUGCUCUCCCUUCUUAUAUCACUGCAAAGUUUAGUAGCUUCUCAGUGGUGUCGGCUCCACACAGAGUCACGCCAUGAGUGAAAAGAGCCGGCUUCGAUUAGAUCCUGAGCCGAGGGGAUGACCUCGCUUUUCUGUUUUCUGAGCGAUCAAUGAAAAUAGGAACCGGUGGCGGCACGAAGUGUAUUCUCUCGUGAUACCCCAAUUCAAAGAACGAGGACACUGAUCAGACAUCCCCAGAACACCCAACUCCGAGCCUCGUGAUCUGAUGAUCUCUUCAUCUGAUGUGAUGUGUUUCUUCUUUCAGCGUACAUUGGUUCUCAAUGCGACUACUUCGCUUAACAUCGACUGCGAACUGUCCGAUGAUGAUCUCAGCCCGACGACUCAACGGAAGAUCUGCUUCUGCGCGAGUCAGAAUCCGACAGAGACGCAAGAACAAGGACUCCGUUCGGCCAAGUCUACGCUGACCGUCUCGUUCCCGUAUCAUCAGCACCAAAUCACCGAGGACUAUACCAUUUCGGCCGAAAUCAUUGGAAUCGGCGAAUCGGGAAAGGUGAUGGCGUGCUACAAAAAGGACAGCGGUGAGAAGUUCGCCCUCAAAGUGCUGCGAGACAGCCAGAAGGCGAGACGUGAGGUGGAACUUCACUGGCUGACCAGCUCGCACGAGAACGUUGUCACGAUCCUCGACAUCUACGAGAACACGUUCGACAACGUGAAGUGCCUGCUAAUGGUGGUCGAGUUCCUCGAAGGAGGAGACCUGCUCAGCCAGUUCGAAAACCAAGGGAGCAUCCCGUAUUCAGAGAAGAGUAAGUAGAUAGCGACAAAGAAAUAAGGUAGUAUAGUAAAAUUCGUUUUUCAGAAGUGGGCGAGAUCAUUCGCCAAAUCGGAAAUGCUGUGAUGUAUUUGCACGACAUGAACAUCGCACAUCGGGACAUCAAACUAGAAAACAUUCUGUGCAGUGGUACGGGUAACGAAUGUAUCUACAAAUUGGGAGAUUACGGGUUCGCCAAACGCCCCGAACGGAACGUGCUCAUGGAGUCGCCGUGCUGCACGCCAUUCUAUGCGUAAGUCGUCUGAAGCCGUUCGAUUCAAACAUUUCGACGCCUUCAGGCCUCCGGAAGUUCUAGGACGCGAAAGAUACGACAAAUCAUGUGACAUGUGGUCUCUUGGAGUGGCCAUGUAUAUAAUGUAAGCUAUCAUUUCCUUUUGUUCUCUAUUCAAAUGGUCGGCUGUAGUUGGGAGUGCUUUACCGUUGUUCUCUUAUCACUUGACACUUAUUUGCUCAAACUAUUUAAUACUCUCUCAAAAAUAUUUAGAGGUCAUGUGUGAAACUGUUUAUUUCAAAAACCUAGAUUAUAAAAUGGAAAAGUGGAAGAGGGAAUCUGAGAGCACUUUGAACCCGAUUACAGGUUGUGCGGGUAUCCGCCCUUCUACUCGAUGAAAGGUGUCGCUCUGUCUCCAGGCAUGCGAUCGCGCAUUGCCAAUGGAUACUAUGCAUUCCCACACGAGGAAUGGGACUGUGUGUCACAAGAUAGUAAGCGCCUAGCAAACCAAAUUUUACGAUUUCAGAAAACAAACGCUGAUUCUAACUGACACUCAUAAAGUUUCGCCCACUAACUUUGUUUCUCUUUCAGCGAAGGAUGACAUCCGCUGUCUGCUGCGGACCAAUCCGAGUGAUCGACUGACCAUCCAUGAGCUGAUGGCCACGCCGCUUGUGACCGGAGAACCAGUCGAAACCGGAAGAAACAUCACGUGCGCGAUUGCGAUUCCUGGAGCCGACGAACAAGUGUGCGGUGGAGCAGUCUUUGAAGGAUUCAACGAAGAAGACGAAGUCCCCGAUGUGGUAAGAAAGACAAAAAGAGUGACUGACGAAUUGAGGUUUUCGUUUCAGGUCGCCGAAGUUCUGCCCGUGCCAAAGAGUGUCCGUUUCCUCCGCGACGGAGUCAAGGCUCCACGCCUCCACAGUAUCCAGGAGGAAGUCGGCCGGGCAAUGGAGAUCAUGCGAAUGGGCCACGACCAAGUGUUCGUCAAGAAUCCCAACUCCUCGUGCAACAACUUGUUCGCCAGACGCCGCGCCGUUCAUCUGAGUAUUCCACGUGUCCAAUGCUAA
Molecule: messenger RNA, 2848 nt
Organism: Caenorhabditis sp. 36 PRJEB53466
Lineage: Eukaryota; Metazoa; Nematoda; Chromadorea; Rhabditida; Rhabditidae
Source: the annotation of a GenBank genome assembly